ACAGCAGCUCUUGUAGAGGAAAUAGACAAGUUGGUUCGGCUCAAUGGUGACGGAUUUUACUCAGUAUUGACACAAGAGUUAGAAACAGAAGAGACGAGUCAAGAUGUGCAUGAAGAGAUUCAGCACUUGUCUGUAAUAUAUGACACUUUAGGAGGAGCAGCUGGAAUUAUAGGAUGGAUUUUCUUUGUUUCACUUGUUAUUUACAAUGAAGGAAGGGACAAAAUCUUGAGUUUUGGGACAACAUUUGCAGCACUUGCGUGGUUUAUGGUCUAUCUAAGACAUGUUCUCAGUCCAGAUGUUGCUAUACCACUAAAUUUGGCCCUGAUGACAUCACUAGCAAUCGUAUUUACAAUAGGCCCCAAACCAAUCAAUGAAUUUAACACGAGUCGAGACAUAUUAAACCAGUUAAAAAAAAUUUGUGCAUUACUAUGUUUCCCAUAUAUUCUGGUUACAGCUCUGGUCUUGGGAACAAUUUUCAGCGUCAGGUCGUGGUCAGAUGUGCUCAUAGCGUGUCACGCGGCUCCUGGAGUCAAAUACGGGGCAUAUGCAUCCAUACUUUACAAUCAAACUAUUAGACAUGAAUCUCCAGUCUCUGCACUCUGGUCAUUUCUGUUUUGUACCAUUGGGGCGAAACUCUCAAUGGGGGUUUACAAUGAAAUCACUCACAAUCUUCUCAUAUGUUGCAUCAUUACGUUAUUUUCCUGUCAUUAUAAACUAUAAUUUUGUGACAAAAGCAAAGAAAUAUAAUGACCUUAAGUUUAUAAAUUUACUCAGAAUUAACAUUCUGAAAGCCUACUGUCGCACUAGCAGUAAUAUGAGACAGAGAUGGUAAUACUGUGGUUUACCUGGGUACUAAUUGAUCACCUGAUUCCGGUAGAGAUUCUCUAAAGAUUAUUUGCAGCAGCUUACAUACAUUGUUAAUAUGAUGUAAAUGUUUGCAAGGCCUCACCAUGGAGAGUUUAUUUUGAUGGGCACACCAUGCGGCCAGUCACAUGGGAGGACAGACUAGGAUCAUACCGUUAUCUGAAAGAAGGAAGGGGGACACGCUCCGAAGAUAGCGAGUGUACUGGUACAGGCCAGGUACGCAGAGCGACAGAGAGAGCCAGAUUUAAAUGUAAACGCGUUGGGAAAAAGUGAAGAAAUGAGCGAAAACCGAAAAAGAAGCAGCAUCUGGCUGAAUUUAUUUGCCUUAUGCCUUUAUUUAUUUGAUUUGUUUGCUGUGGUUAGGUGUUCAAUUGUUCAAUUAAAGUUUAUUAAAAUGUUAAAUAAUAUUAACUGUGUAUUUUUUGUAACGAAAAAAUGCAUAGAAAUAAGGCUUUUAUGAAAACACUAAAUAUAAAAAAAUGCUUACCAACACACAAACCAUUCACAAUUGCUAAAUUGGGCUAAAAUAGAAGGCUCCAAGUGAUACUAAAUGAAGAGCCAUUUGGGAGCCAUAGGAGCCGAACCAAAAGAGCCGAAUCUUUGAAAAGCCGGACUACCCAUCACUCGUAACUAGGGAUGCACCGAUGUAUCAGCUGCUGAUAUUUAUCGGCCGAUUUUUGCUCAAUUUACAACCAUCAGCAUAUCGGCUGUAGCAGGAAAAAAGCCGGUAUAACAAACCGAUGGUUUAUAAAUGAACUGCGUGAAGGCACUGAGCUGUAUAAUGACUGUUGUGUAAUCCUAGCGCUGCUGUCUGCGCUUUAAUGUUAAUCAAAUAACAAAAUAUCGCACACUAUUAGUGAUUAAAUAACUUUUGUAACUUUCAUAAGUGUAGCGAACCCCAUCCGAAUGAUGACCAAACCUUUACUGAUGUUUUAUUAAGUUUAUUGCGUCUGUUUUCACUCCAAAAAAAUCACCACAAAAGCUAAACAAUACAACUCUCUCUCUCUCCAUUGCAUUAUCGUCCACAUACAGCGAAUUACACAAAACACUUAUUACAACUAACAGUUUACAAAUACAUACGGAUCUUAUGCCUUUUCGGGGGAUGCUUAAUAAACCGACAAACUUUAAAUCUGCAAAAUAACUCUGAAGAACUGCGUGCUCUCCUUGUCAGUCCAUAGACUAGAACACCUGUCAAAAUAAGAGUCCCGCCUUAGUAAAGGAGAUCUCAUACAUAUUUAAACUUACAAAAAAUAUUAAAAUGUAUACAAAAACAAAUUAGAACAUUAAUCACAAUAAAGUCUGUUACAAUAAAGAAGGAUUAAUAUGUAUUUAUACAGUGAAGAAUAUGCAGUGCUAUUUUACAUUUGUUUACUUUAUUUCAGUACCUGAAAACUAUUAAACCUACCUAAAAAGCACUGUUUAUUUCAUAUGCAUCUAUGUUCUGUUGUCUUUAUGUAGACCUGCUGAUUGUUAAAUGGAUCCAAUCCAUGUUCAUUAGAAAUUAUUUGAUGAUGCAGCAAUAAACCUGCUAGUAUAUUUUAAUGCAAGGGUUUUUGAACUUUGCUUAUUUAAAACAUGAUCAAAAUACUAUCUAUUUUGAUGACAAAAUUUCACAUAGAAGAAGAAGUGACAAAUAUCGGUAUCGGCCAAUAAUUGUUUGUUAAAAUCGGUAUCAGUAUCGGCCCCCCAAAAAAUCAUAUCGGUGCAUCCCUACUCGUAACUGUUACAAGUAAUGCGUGUUACAUAAUCAGAUUACUUUUUACCAAAUAACUAGUUGUCACGGUUUGAGUUUUGUUCAUGUUUAGAGUUUGUGUUUUGAUCUGUUCUGUGCUUGUCUGUUUCUAGGUUGGUUUUCUUGUUUUGUUAAUUAGUCCAGUAUUAAUCCGUUCUCCCCUUGAUUGUUUCCAUGGUCACUGAUUGCUUUAGUAUUCUGUUCAGGUGUGUCUUGUCUAUUUUCUAGUUAGUUCCUCAGUUCACUGUGUAUUUACGACCUGUACCUUAUGAAGAUCCUGGCCGAGAGAGGCUACAGCUUCACCAUCACAGCUGUGAGUGAGUAAUCAGCCAGUGUGCCAGCCACAGAACCUGUUCCCAUGAGUGUAUUACCUGAGCUUGUUCCCGUGAGUAAAUUAGAGAAUUGGGUAGUGCUGUAUGUCCCCGGCCAUAGUGGGCGGGCCAAGGGUCAAGGCCACAGAGGCCGAUUCGCCAUGGCCCCCUGAACUGCCUGAGCCGCCAUGGUCCCCUUCAGCCUGAGGCUUAUUCACUUCACAUUUGGUGUGAAAGGGCCUUUACAUAUACCAAAAAUAAAGCCCAGCUGAGGUGAGAAAAAGUAACACAAAAGUAAUGUAACACAUUACUUUCUAGAAAAAGUAACUAAGUAACUCAAUUAGUUACUUUAAGGAGUAACGCAAUAUUGUCAUGCAUUACUUUUAAAAGUAACUUUCAUGAACACUGCUUACCAAAAAUGCGAAACAGUGCUGUAUGCUGGGUGUACAUAUGGUGAUAUUUUAACCAGCUGAGAAAUAACAAACAGCUUAUAAAAUGCGUAAAGGAUUCAAAAGGAAUUUCUCUGUUGCACACAAAUGAAGAUCUGCUGCAAGGAGACGGCGGUUCUGAUGCCUGUACCGAUGUCAACAUACUGAAGCUCCUAUGACGAGAAGAACCAGGUGCGCUGGAGCAUUCUGUCCUUUUAGGGUCACAUCUGGUGACAUUACGUCCUGUUUUUGUUUCAUUAGGUUCUCAGUGCUGUGUUUCAGUUGAACCGCACCAGAGUUCAUUUGGAAGUAGACCAAGAUCCCCUGGAAAUGUGGGUCUCGGUCCACUUGUUAGGUGCGCACCAGGGUUUGGAUGGCAGCGUUCACACUUACUCAGAUGAACCGCACUGCAGAGCAAUCGCACUAGAGUUUGUUUUAAACACCUGGCACAAUCACCUAGUCACAAUCUGGAGCCUAGCCCAAUAAAAAAAGAAUAAAAAAACAACAACAACAAAAAAAACCCCCUGUCAUUCUGGUUCAGUAUCUAAUCAAAGAUCUUAACCCACACUUGUCGAGUAUAGUUGUCUUAGCAAAGCAAGAGACAGGACAGAACUACAUUUACAGUGUUUCUAAAGACUGUUGUACGAUGAAAUCAACCAAGACAAAACACAAGCUGCUUUUUACACUGAUUCUGGUGUUUCACGUCAUGUCUGUACAAGCUGAAGAUUGUAAAAUGAAAUUAACCAAGAAUAAACCAAACUGGCUCCUUAUACUGAUGAUUGCAUUUCACAUCACAUCUUCAGAAGCUUCUCGUGAUGGUGACGUGAGAAUCCUGAUUGUGGGAAUCCGAAGUGACUCCAGAUUCAGCGCUGCAGAUAUUCUGUCAGGAAGGAGGACAGAGAGAUUGUAAAGACUCCAGUAGUGUCUCAUACCAGCUACAGAGCGAACGCACAGAAUAACAUUAUAACAUUCAACACACUCAAAUGUAACACACUCUGCUUCAUACCACAGUCCUGUCGGAUUGCUUUCCAUCGGCUGUGGAGGUGAAGACGACAAUUCCCAUGAUUCCACGCUCAUUCACAGCAUCAUCAAGCUAAGCCUUUGUUAUUGUUCUUAAUAAGUGACCUCUAGCAGCAAAACUUACAUACUUUUCCUUUAAUUUGCCCAUACAAAAAACCUGUCAUACUGGUUUACUAUCUAGUCAAACAUUUAAAUCAUUGUCAAGCAAAGCAAAAGACAGGACAGAAUUACACUUACAGCAUUUCUAAAUAAACUGACCGUUGUACGAUGAAAUCAACCAAGACAAAACACAAGCUGCUUUUUACACUGAUUCUGGCAAUUCACAUCAUGUCUGUACAAGCUGAAGCUUCUCGUGAUGAUGACGUGAGAAUCCUGAUUGUGGGAAUCCGAGGUCACUCCAGAUUCAGCGCUGCAGAUAUUCUGUCAGGAAGGAAAGACGGUGGACAGGAGGACAGAGAGAUUGUAAAGACUCCAGUAAUUACAGACGAGGGUCGUAGAAUGAUGCUGGUCACUGGACCAAACCUCUGUGAGGAGGACACAGCGAGACAGAGCUUCACAACAGCGCUGUUUCUCUCGUCUCCUGGACCUCACGCCGUUUUAAUGGUCCUGAAUCUGGAAGAUGAAGCGUCAGAACAGUGUGAUAUUGUGAAACGAGCCCAGGAGCUGCUGGGAGCAGAAGUUCUGCAGUACUGCAUUGUUCUUCUGCACCAGGAACGUUUCACAGGAGCGUCCAGAGGGAUCGCUGGAGAAAUGAUCAACGCAUGUGGAGGCAGAUUUCACAUGAUAAGAGACUCUGAACCCAAACCUGCUCAAACAGCAGCUCUCGUAGAGGAAAUAGACAAGUUGGUUCGGCUCAAUGGUGACGUAUUUUACUCAGUAUUGACACAAGAGUUAGAAACAGAAGAGACGAGUCAAGAUGUGCAUGAAGAGAUUCAGCUCUUGUCUGUAAUAUAUGACACUUUAGGAGGAGCAGCUGGAAUCAUAGGAUGGAUUUUCCUCGUUUCACUUAUCACUCUUGUUGUUUACACUGAAGGAAGGGACAAAAUCUUGAUUUUUGGGGCAAAAUUUACAGCACUUGCAUUGUUUAUGGUCUAUCUAAGACAUCUUCUGAGUCCAGAUGUUGCUAUACCACUAAAUUUGGCCUUGGUAUCAUCACUAGUAACUAUAAUUACAAUAGACCGCAGACACAGAAUAAUCAAAGAUUUUAAUUUUAGCAGAAGUAGCAGCAGUCCAGACAGAAAUAUCAUAGGAGAUUUCAUAGUAAAUAUUUUCAUUUAUCUAAUACUUUUUUACGCAGAAUUAAUGUCUUUACCAUUUUUUCUGGGUUCAGCUCUGGUUUUGGGAACACUUAUCAGCGUCAGGUCGUGGUCAGAUGUGCUCAUAGCGUGUUACGCGGCUCCUGGAGUCACAGCUGGGGCUUAUGCAUUCACAUUUCAACAUGAAAAGAUUAGUCGUGAAUCUCCAGUCCUUGUGCUUGGGUCAUUUCUGUGUUGUAUCAUUGGGGCGACACUCUCAAUGGGGUUUGUUACUGUGUUUGCUCUGCUUGAUGUGACAGUAAUGCUGCUAAUGUUUGGAUUUACAAUGGCAUGUUGGCAUUUAAAGAGUGAAACUCUAGGGAAUGUGAUCAGUUUAACUGGUCCUACACUGUUUUUUUCAUGUGGCUGUGUGCUCAUUGGUUCAGUCUUUCUUAUUUUAGGGCUGAUUAUGAGUUUUCUCAAAGUAAUUAUACAAAACAUGGUCUGUUCUAACUUGUUUUAUGUAGCACUAUUUUUAGGAUCAUUAAUAGUAAUUUGGAGAGGAAACGGCAACAACACCAAAUGACACUAUAUUGUGUGUGUGUUUACAUAUUAUACACACAAAUACAUAUAAAUUUUACAUUUGUAUAAAUAUAACAGGAAAAAAGCAAUUGACCACAAAAUGUGGCUAAUAAUACUGAUGAUGUGACUACUGUCUACAGACUACUGUGGCAGUAACAUGGUACAGAGAUGGCAAUACUGUCGUUUAGGCUACAUAGGUAUAAUUUCUUCUCUUCUUUUCAAAACAGUUUGAAGACGUCUGGGCAUCGAGGUUAUGAGUUUCUGGAGUUUUGGUGUUGGAAUUUGGUCCCAUUCUUGCCUGAUAUAGGUUUCCAGCUGCUGAAGAGUUAGUGGUCAUCUUUGAUGUAUUUUUCAUUUAAUGAUGCGCCAAGUGUUCUCUAUAGGUGAAAGAUCUGGACUGCAGUCAGGCCAAUUCAGCACCCGGACUCUUCUACAAUGAAGCCAUGCUGUUGUAAUAGCUGCAGUAUGUGGUUUUGCAUUGUCCUGCUGAAAUACACAAGGCCUUCCCUGAAAUAGACGUCAUCUGGAGGGUUGCUUUAUAUACCUUUCAGCAUUCAUAGUGCCUUCCAAAACAUGCAAGCUGCCCAUACCAUAUGCACUUAUGCACCCCCAUACCAUCAGAGAUGCUGGCUUUUGAACUGAACGCUGAUAACACGCUGGAAGGUCUCCCUCCUCUUUAGCCUGGAGGACACGGCGUCCGUGAUUUCCAACAAGAAUGUCAAAUUUGGAUUCGUCUGACCCACAGUCCAUUUUAAAUGAGCCUUGGCCCACAGGACACAACGGCGCUUCUGGACCAUGUUCACAUAUGGCUUCCUUUUUGCAUGAUAGGGCUUUAGUUGGCAUCUGCAGAUGGCACGGCGGAUUGUGUUUACCGACAGUGGUUUCUGGAAGUAUUCCUGGGUCCAUUUAGUAAUGUCAUUGACACAAUCAUGCCGAUGAGUGAUGCAGUGUCGUCUGAGGGCUCGAAGACCACGAGCAUCCAAUAAAGGUCUUCGGCCUUGUCCCUUAUGCACAGAGAUUUCUCCAGUUUCUCUGAGUCUUUUGAUGAUGUUAUGCACUGUAGAUGAUGAGAUUUGCAAAGCCUUUGCAAUUUGACGUUGAGGAACAUUGUUUGUAAAGUAUUCCACAAUCUUUUUCUCACUCUUUCACAGAUUGGAUAGCCUCUGCACAUCUUUACUGAGAGACUCUGCCUCUCUAAGACAUCCCUUUUAUAGCUAAUCAUGUUACAGACCAGAUAUCAAUUAACUUAAUUAGUUGCUAGAUGUUCUCCCAGCUGAAUCUUUCCAAAAUGUAUUGCUUUUUCAGCCAUUUUUUGCCCCCGUGCCAACUUUUUUGAGACCUGUAGCAGGCAUCAAAUUUGAGAUGAGCUCAUUUAGUGGAUAAAAUUGUAAAAAUUUCUCAGUUUAAACAUUUGUUAUGUUAUCUAUGUUCUAUUGUGAAUAAAAUAUUGGCUCAUGUGAUUUGAAAGUCUUUUAGUUUUCAUUUUAUUCAAAUUUAAAAACACGUCCCAACUUUUCUUGCUGUUUUUAGUGAUUGAAAUCACUGCAGGUGCUGUUUAUGGAUCACAGGUGCAUCUUGUUCAUAUAUUUUACUUUUUAAGAUGGAAAAUCGACAGGCUUAUGCUGCAGUUACAUGUCUGUUUUGGCCUCCAGGGCUCUGCAACAGUCACGUGACUGAAAACUAUGAAUAAGUGGACAUACGACUCCC
Molecule: messenger RNA, 7879 nt
Organism: Ctenopharyngodon idella (grass carp)
Lineage: Eukaryota; Metazoa; Chordata; Actinopteri; Cypriniformes; Xenocyprididae
Exons: 6
Coding region: 4623-6176 (517 amino acids)
Molecular function (GO): GTP binding
Source: RefSeq, a predicted model, not a curated record